AUGGAGGAAACGGAGGAAUGGCUAGAGCAAUCAGCUCAGUUCCUCGGAUAUCCGACAACGUGGAAGACAAAGCCUGGCCAGGUUUACCUUGACAACUACAUCUAUCGGCUGAACCCUGCGAAGCAAAGCUCACCGGCGCGGAAGAAGUGCGACGCAGAAUUGACCGCCAGUGGAAAGGAACUGGUAAAGCUGAAGGUCCAGGCCACGGCUGCUCUCCAGGGAUCCGACAACAGUACAUGGCAAAGACAUCAUAUUGCCGACGUCAAUACUACGACGCUGCAAAUCUCAAAGGCUCCCAAUCGCUCCAGGGUAACAGCUGCCGAGAAGUGGGAUCCACGUGUAGCCUGGCUCGUGUUUGCACUGAAUUGGAUUCUUGCAUUGUCUGCUGUCCUUCAAUGGAUGGUCUUCCUCUUGCUGCGAGCUAUGUGUCGUUACUGCAUUCCCGACCGACAAGCCGAACAGCCUCUGACUUAUCUGCCCUUCCACUGUGAAGCUCCCCGGUAUGCUCGUGUCGCGGCCAGUUUACGUGACAACCGAAACCCUGAGCGACAGAUGAAUACUGUAACAGACGGGUUUAGUCGAAUCGGGGAGCAGACAUACCGACGCUUUCGCCCGAGAACACUCAUGAAACGGAACAAUGACAAAGAACCCGAAUUGGUGAAAAAGCCACCAGUUACCGCAAGAUACGUAUUCAUCGCUUUUUCCUUCAGGCACUUCCCGCUCCACACAGCCGCUGGGACAGUAUCAGAUGAGGCAAUUGAGCUCGCCCGAGUGGCAAACAAGAUGGCUGGUAGCCUUGGGUAUGAGUACUACUGGUGUUCUAUGUCCUGCGGUGCCUACGACGGUACCUUGACCGAUGCACUGGAAAUCCAAAACCGCUCAAUCUACGAAAUCAGUGAUGUAAUACGCGGUGCAGACCAUGUCAUCAUUGUUCUCCCUCCUACCGACCGACAGGCUCCGACGCCGCCGUUGAAAGACCUGACUGUAGACGGCCAGCCUGCCUUGACAGAGGAGCGAGAUGACACGAAACAAAGGCUCAAAGAGUGGGCAGCACGCCUCUGGACAUUCCCCGAGGUUAUACUUGGGCGCAGUGAGAAAAUUAUGGUCUGUUGGAGAAAAGGGGGUUCUAUCAACUGGUACGAGUUAGAAAAGAGGCUGUUCCCUAUCCAAGUCUGGAACGACAAUGAGACCUCCCGACAGCUUGUCGAGCAUUACGGCAGCACAAACCUCUCGCGAAUUGAGUUUGUCAAAAUUGUCCUUGAAUGUCUGCUUCAUCGGCAAGUCGAAACGAAGGUCGAGCUCUAUUACCCAGGCGAUAUAAGCUAUGUCCUGAUGGGUUUCCUCCGCCUUCGGCCUACAGUGAACUGUCAUGACAGUUCUUUGCAAGCUUUCGCACGGCUUUCCUUGCCGGCGGAUAACGACAGGCUCAUGGAACGCUUCCUCUGUCUUCAGCCUCCCAGUCGCCACUCAAAUUGGGCUGAAAUGGAAGAUGAGUUCCACGCCAGCCUGUGGAAUAUCGAACCGAGCAUCCAGGUGUCUGGUGUCGGCGAAAACGACACCCUGCUCAUCGAGAAGGCUUGGGGGGCGAAGAUCCAGCUCAACAAAUUUUCAGACAUUUGCGCCGCAGAUGUUGGAUUCGGGAGGCACUUCCAAGGCGUGCUUGCUGGCUUCGCCAUUGUACCUUCGUGGUCCGAGUGGCUAGGGCGUAGUUAUCGUCGGGCCAAACUUCGAAACACCUACCCCCGGCUGUUCGGGUUCGAAGGGUUCAUGAGCAUCGGCGAGAUUGAGGAAAAGUUGUUCGGCGGCCCGGUCGGGCUUCUCAGCUGGAGCAAGAACGGAUCUCCUCUCUCCCGCCACGGCCCUGGGCCGGAGGUGUUGGAGUCCAAAUUGCACUGGUCGGACAGUGAAGACACCGAACUAGGUGAAUUUGGCAGGGACAGUGUGGACGUGACAACCAGGGACGGCACGCGGCGUGUGAAGACGUAUCCCGUAAUUGGGAAAGAGCCUUGGGGUCCGUGUGAUGAAAAGUGCCGACAGGCCAGAGAGAAAAGGGGUCGUUGCUCGCACCCCACGCAAGAGGAGUUGCGCCAGAUGGGACGCAGCGCCAUGGGUCAAGACAAGAUAUUCUCAUUGAUUGACACUGUCACGAUGACCGUCACCGUCUUCAGGGCGGCGUGGCCACCCCAAGCGCUCAUCGCCUGCGGCACCGAAGGCGGCAUGGAGAGAGUCCUCGUGUGCUCGUACGACUGGACGAGUGGCGUUUUCUUCAAGGAAGCGGUCUUGAAGUUUCCAGGGAAGAUUCUGGACUCGAUGCAUCGACUGCCAACGAUUCGACUCGGGUUCCAGCGCGCGGACCGCGUCGGGACCCCAGCGGACCGUAUACUGGAUCGGACCGGUUUACAAGGCAUCAGUGUCGAUCAGCAACCACACUGA
Exophiala spinifera is the source of this 2433-nucleotide messenger RNA. RefSeq lists its product as uncharacterized. Lineage: Eukaryota; Fungi; Ascomycota; Eurotiomycetes; Chaetothyriales; Herpotrichiellaceae. The transcript is spliced from 6 exons. The coding region runs from base 1 to 2433 and encodes 810 amino acids. The record is from RefSeq and is a predicted model, not a curated record.